AUGGUCCGCACCCUCAAGUUCCAAGACAUCGAUGUCGCCGUGCCAGGCUUUGGAGCCAUGGGAUUCAGCAUGAGCUACGGGCCUGCUGUCGAGUCCGAGUCGCGCGAGACCCUUGACAAGGCCCUCUCCCUCGGCUGCACCUUCUGGGACUCGGCCGCCAUCUACGGGAAGGGACAUAACGAGCAGCUCAUCGGAGACUGGGUCAAGCAAAAUCCUGGGUCAAGGGACAAGCUCUUCAUCGCUAGCAAAUGCGGUCUUCCCUUCGACGGUAACGGUGCCGCGGACAAUUCCAAGGAACACAUUGAGGAGUAUAUCGACCAGUCCAUCGAGCGACUCGGAUUCAAGCCGGAUCUGUACUAUCUCCACCGAAUUGAGCCGGGACGAGACCUCGCCGAGUCCAUCGGGGCGCUGCAGGGGCUGAAGGAGGCGGGCAAGUGCAGGUAUAUCGGGCUGAGCGAGUGUAAUGCGGAGACCUUGCGCAACGCUUGCAAGAUCGCACACAUCGACGCCCUCCAGAUCGAGUACUCUCCCUGGUUCACCGACCACGAGCAGAACGGUCUCAUCCCCGCCGCGCGCGAGCUCGGCGUGACCAUCAUCGCCUACUCCCCACUCGGCAAAGGCAUCCUCACUGGCAAAUUCACGUCCGUCGACCAAUUUCCCGAGGGUGACAUCAGGCGUACUAUCCCUCGUUUCUCCGAAGAGCUGCUCGGCAAGAACAUGCGUAUCGUCGACGAAUUCAAGAAGCUCGCGGAAAAGAAGGGGUGCUCGCCGGGACAGUUGGCGCUGGCUUGGGUGAUUGCCCAGGGAGCGAUUCCUAUUCCGGGGACCAAGAAGGCGGAGCGGCUCGAGGAGAACUUUGGGGCGAGGGAGGUGGAUCUGGAUGAGGAGGAGCUGGCGGAGAUUAGAAAGUUGGUAGAGGAGGCCAAGCCGGAGGGCGCCAGAUAUAACGAUGCAGGUAUGAAGAGGGUCGGACAUUAG
This is a messenger RNA of Dioszegia hungarica, 978 nucleotides long. Its product is annotated as NADP-dependent oxidoreductase domain-containing protein. NCBI's taxonomy places the organism in Eukaryota, Fungi, Basidiomycota, Tremellomycetes, Tremellales, Bulleribasidiaceae. The record is from RefSeq and is a predicted model, not a curated record. The transcript has 5 exons. Bases 1 to 978 code for a protein of 325 amino acids. Gene Ontology annotation, cellular component: cytoplasm.